UUGAUGCAUUAGUUCUCAUCAGAAACCAGGACUACGGCCAUGCUAAGGAAGGUAUAAUGUCGGAUAACGAUUAUAACGCAUCCGUUGUCAAUAUAGAACGUUGUAUCUUAGACAUUGCUAAAGUGUGUAACAAGGAAACACAGUUUAAACAGAAAUUACGGGAGGCAAAAGAUGGUGCACUCGAUCAAACUCUGUUUACACAGUAUCAAAACAACUUGAUGGAAACGCUUACCAGACAAGCAGACAUUCACAAGAGUGUUGCAGAUAUAGGGCCUUGUCUAAACAGGAUAGGUAACAAAAUCGCCGAAAAAGCAGGGAAAAUUCCAAAACUUAUGGAUGAAUGUGUUAAGAAAGGAUAUGAUUAUCAAGAACAACUGAUGGAAAGGUUUAACCAAACUUUAGUAAAAGUCAAAAAUCAAACACACAUGGAAAUUGAUUAUCAUGUAGUGCUAGGAACAUUUGUUGAAACUAAUGCUGUCAGAAAAUGUAAGGAAUGGAUGAACAAAAAAGAUGUCUUCGUCAUCAUUGGUAAUGAAGGAUCAGGGAAGUCUAGAAAUGGAUUAGAAAUACUUAGGCAGUUUGGUCUAAUAGAUGAAGAUUUUGACUUAUUAAAAGUAACAAAUAUCAAACAGGUAAGGGAUAUUAUUACCGAUGAAAGAAAAACUGCCAUAUUAAUAGAUGAUGGAUUUUCUUCAAAAGUGUACUAUAAUAAGAAUUUUAACAAUUGUGAUAUUUUAGAUUUUUUAAGUGCAAGGAAACAUAAAGGGAAUAUGAAGAUAAUCUUUACUGUAGACUCUUCUACUAUGAGUUCUUUCAAAAUUGUACUUGUUUCUCAUGGAUUGUUUCAAAAUUGUUGUAAAAUUGAUCUUAGCACUGACAGAUUUUGCAUGAGCGAGGAAGAAAAAGCAAGUUUGUUAUUUAAUUUUUGUAAACAACAACAUAUUAGUACUACAUGGGAUUCAUACGAUGGUAACGAGGAUUUAAGUUUAGACAGGAAAACAGUUUAUGAUAUCGCCAAAACGGACCCGUUUACAGGAUAUCCGAAAUUAUGCUAUAUAUAUUUACCUCAAACAAAAGUUUUUUAAAGCUAGGUAUUAACUUUUUCAAACAUCCAGAUCAAUCCCUUAUGGAGGAAAUAAAUUCACUAAGAGAUUCUACAGACAUUAAUUCUGAACUGAAUAUUUCGUACGCUCUGUUGGUUUACACACUUCUACAAACUGGUUGCUUAGAAUUAAACCUAAUAGACUUAUCAAAACUAGAGGCAAUUAUGGACUCAUGUUGUAACAGUCAACGAAGACGUUUAUUUAACAAUAAAGUUAAAAAAAUUGCAGAGCAAAUGGAUGGUCGUUUUUUGAUACAAGACUCUCAAACAAUGGUUUAUUAUUUUAAACACCCAAUGAUAUAUGAAGCAUUAGCGAUAUCAUAUUUUGAUGUCAAUCCCUCUGAAGUUAUUUCAAUUUUAAGCUGGGAUUUUAUAAUUGAAUCUAUAAAAUUAGAGUUUGAGGAUUGGGGACAACAGGAGACUAGUUUGACCAUUGCAAAAGAAAUGUUUGGAUUUUUAACUAAACGGCUUUUCAUAUUAUUUGAGAAAGAUUAUAAAAUGAGAUCCGCUGAGUUUAUGAAGACACUUUGUGGCUCGUCAAUCAUACUGCAGAAUAAUCCUGAUUUUAUAGGUCUUUUAAUCAAGGAGUUUGACAACUGUACAUCACAAGAUGCGAUAGACAUUCGCAUUGAGGGUAGAAGUGAUCAGAUAUUAUUUCAC
This is a messenger RNA of Mytilus trossulus (common blue mussel), 1762 nucleotides long. RefSeq lists its product as uncharacterized. The coding region runs from base 57 to 1085 and encodes 342 amino acids. The transcript is spliced from 3 exons. The record is from RefSeq and is a predicted model, not a curated record. NCBI's taxonomy places the organism in Eukaryota, Metazoa, Mollusca, Bivalvia, Mytilida, Mytilidae.